AUCGCUUUGCUUUUGCAAGCUUGCAAACUACCUUGCAAGCGGCCGGAGCGACGCGCGAAGGGCAGCUCCAAAAGCUGCUAGAGCUCCUCCCGGGUCGAACGCGAAGGGCAGCCCCGUCCUCCCGGGCAGGCGUGCGCCGGAAAAAAACAGCUCGCGGCGGCGGCGGCGGCGGCAUGGCGGCCGACGGCCUGUCGGCCCUGUGCUGCGCGGUCUGCGGCUACGGCUUCCUCGUGACCAUGUGGCGCUGCCCGAAGGGCACGGGCGCGUACCAGCAGCAGCGGCUCCCGGCGUGGUUCCCGGUGCUCACGCCCAUCGCCUACGUGGGCGUCUUCCUGCUCGUGGGCUGCGCGUUUCUCGUGGCCGUGAGCGGGGUCGUGGACACCCCAGAGGUGAUGAGGCAACGGUACGACCCCAACUGGACGCCGGACGGCGUCGCCUGCGCGCUCGGCGCGACGUGCCAGGUCAAGUUUGAACUAAAGGAGGACAUGGAGGCGCCCGUCUACGUCUACUACGAGAUCGAGAACUUCUACCAGAACCACCGCGACUACCUCAAGUCCAUGUACUGGCCCCAACUACACUGGCUGAAUACCAAAGAUAAGUGCGAGUCUGACGACUGCGUGAACAAGGACAACAUUAACAAGGGGGAAUACAAUUAUAAUAGGGAGUACUGGGAGGAACUACUGAAGAGCAACUGCAAGCCCCUCUGGAAGGAUAAAGGAAGGCACCUGUCGCCGUGCGGCGUCGUCCCGAACACCAUGUUCGACGACACCAUACGACUUAACUCAAUACGGACGACGCCGGGCAUCACCAUGCGCGAGGACAAGAUCGCGUGGAAGUCUGAUGUGAACAAUGUGUUCCAGCAGCCGUUGGGCUUCGACUACGCGGUCCUCCCCCCGGAAGCGGACACGUCCGACGCCUGCUUCGGCACGCCCGGAACGGCCUGCGACGCGGCCAUCUGCAACUUAUACUUACCGACGCGCAAGGACGCGAAACGGGACUUCGAGGACAAGACGUCGUCAGACAACUACAAGGAGUUCUGGAAGAAGGCGGAUCUCGAGAGGUGCUUCGGGUAUACCUGUAAGGGCGCGCCCGUCGACGCGAAGCGGAGCCUCGACGUCCCCUUCGGGGAAAUUUGCAAAGCCGGCGAGAAGGCCGUGUUUGUGUACCCCGACCCCGACAAGUACCAGUACCUCUACGAGACGUUUCCGGAAGUGAUCUCUCCAUUAGUAGGUGUGGAGAGCGAAAGAUUUGCGGUCUGGAUGAAGAUCGCCGCGUUGCCGACCUUCCGGAAGCUGUACGGGCGCAUCAACACUGACCUGAAGAAGGGCGAUACAUUGGCUUUUGAUAUUGACUCGCGCUUCGACGUCGACGCGUUCUCGGGCAAGAAGGCCAUCGUCGUCGCGACGGCGGCGUCCUUCGAGAACACGUUCCUGCUCUGGGCCUUCGUGACCGUCGCGUGCGUGUGCCUCGCGGUCGCGGUCUUCUUCGGGCUCGUCCAGGCCUUCGCGCCGCGGGUCAUGGGCAAGGUGCGCUACUCCUGCCUCAACCCCAGACCCAAGGACGCGUGAGCACUAAGUUUGAGAUCCAUA
Molecule: messenger RNA, 1589 nt
Organism: Pelagomonas calceolata
Lineage: Eukaryota; Pelagophyceae; Pelagomonadales; Pelagomonadaceae
Source: the annotation of a GenBank genome assembly